Molecule: messenger RNA, 5415 nt
Organism: Heterobilharzia americana
Lineage: Eukaryota; Metazoa; Platyhelminthes; Trematoda; Strigeidida; Schistosomatidae
Source: the annotation of a GenBank genome assembly
AUGUCGUCUGUAGAUUCUGUUGCAGAUACUUGCCAGUCCGCUGGUUCAGAAUGUUACGAAGUGUCCUCAUCGUCCGGUAACCAUAGUGAAGAAUUCUCAGUGACACCUACCUCAUAUCCAAAUACACCUGAAUUCCAAGAUUUAGAUUCAGAAUGCAUAGAAAUUUCACUUGAAUCCUCCAAGUUUUCAGAAGAUCUCACUCAUUCUCCACAGGAAACUGUUAUGUUUACCAAUAUCAAUGGUUUUUGGAGACAAGCGAGCAUCAAAUGGUUUUCAAAUGUGCCUGAAUGUUCACCGGAAAUGAGUCCAUCGUUGUCUCACUACUCUGUGUCUUCAGAUUCACUUAGUGAUGAACCGGAACACAAACCUCAACCAUUUCUGCUUUCUCAUCAUGAUAGUAGCUCUGAAGAAGUAAGUAGAGCUGAAGAAACGACAGAAGAUAUGAAGUCUCUCAAACCCACUUUUAUGAGACAUAUGAAGUUUAAUACCAAAAUCUUCAACAAAACUCAUGUUCCACAAAGCAGUCUAACUUCUAUUGCUCGUAAGAAGACUUUACUGGCGAAAGCAGUCAGUCGCAAGCUGCUAUAUUCAAAGUUAUCUAGUCGCACACCCAUCCGACUAACUUACCGUCGGGAAUCAUGGCAAGUUGGAGAGUUAGUAUGGGCCUAUCCGACUCGACCAGAGAACUUACCAUGGUGGCCAGCCAUAAUAGUCGAGAGGCCGAAGGGAUGUCCGGCUAAAGGUCUUAGUUUGAAGCCGAUAUACAGUCUUGAUGGUGAAACAGUACCCAUGUUUCGAGUCUGUCUUUUGGGUACUAUUCGCCCAUUGACUUUUCUCACAAUUCCACAAAAUCGUUUACGACUAUUUUCUGGUCGUGAAGAAUUUGAAUCUUUCCUUCGUCAAACUGUUCUGGAAGCUAAAGAUAAAGUCCGGGCAUUACGUCAGUUCACUGUUCAUCCAAGUCUUCAGUCGGCAUGGCAUAUUGCUAGAGAGUCUGCGACAGCAGCUAAAGUAGCUAAACCAGAGCCUAAUGGUCGACUAGCAUUGUUCCCUUGGGCAACUGAAACAAUAUUUCGUAAAUUGGAUCCACUCUCUGAAUUUGUUAGAAAAAAUACAGGAAAACUCACGUUACUUUCGAAACCACGAAAGCGUGCCUACCCAGAAGACAGUAAUUCUUCUUCUGCUUCAGGAGAUUCAGACACAUCUGUAGCAUCUGAUAGUGAUGCCGAUUUCAAAGGCAAGCAUGGUUCUCAUAUCUCUUCGUCUACAUCAACUAGUUCAGUGGGGCAUAGAAAACGUUUAAAGCUGUCGAAUGAUAGUUCUAAGAAUGAAAAAACAGGUCUGCGUUGGGUCGAUUUAGCCAAUACCUUUGAAUUUGAGAAACUGCGUUUCGGUUAUACAACACCGAAACACUUCUUCUUAUGUUGUGUUUGUGGAGAGUAUAGUUCAAUAACAAGUCAGUCGACGGGGAAUAAUGUUGCACUAGAUGUAAAUACAGGGCUGGAUUCACAGAAAACUUGUAAUCAGCCAUUACAUCAUGAUAAAUUAGAUACCUCAGUUAUGGCAUGUGCUGGAGGCUGUGGAAAUUAUCUACACUUAGAUUGUGCUCCAUACAUAUUUUAUCGAAGUGUAAAACAAAAAAAUUGUGAAAAUAAUGGUACAGAUGAAGGUAAUAAUCAUCAUCAAGCAGUGACAGCAAAUGGUAAAGAUAACAAAGGCUCUAUUGCAAAGGAAACAACAACAUCUGGAUUGAAUAAUGACUCAACUCAACCUAAUCCUGUAUGUAGUCUAUGCUUAGCUGGAUUAAGACAAUGUUUCAUUUGUUAUCUCACUCACUCUGAUCCUCAUUUAUCAGCACUUCAAGUUUCUAGUUGUUCUGCAACUCCAUUUGUGGAUAAUGAGAAUUCAGAGUCUACUGUAGUUGAUAAAAAUAUUGCUGAAUUACGUAUGAGAUUUGAAGAGUCUGCUACUGAAACUAAUUCCAAUCAGAGAGAUAUUCAACCAAUAUUAGAAUCAAAUAAAUGUGAGUUGGCGCGAAGUGAUCAAAUGAUACGCUGUUCUGUACGUGCUUGUCGACGAUGGUAUCAUCCUAGUUGCCUACGUAAACCGCCUUUUGCAAUUGUCGUACGUGAAAGGCGUGCUGGUGCAUUCGCCUGUCCUGCUCAUACAUGUUUGGCGUGUUCAGCUGAAACACCUGGGACCAUGCCUCGUCCAUCCCCUCACUUUAUUCGAGAUUGGUGUUUACCGGCUGGUAGUAAAGAAGUGGCUCCUAACUUAAUCAUCUGUCCACGACAUUGCCUACAAGAAGAAUGCAAACUUUAUACUUCACCUCCCAAUAUUCAACUCAAAUUACCAUCAACUGGACUUUUGAAUAUGUUUAGACCAACUAAUGUGUCUUGGUGCUUUAUCUGUUCUAAAGGUGGACGUAUUAUAUGCUGUGAAAACUGUCCAGCUUCUUUUCAUGAAGAAUGUCUUAAAAUUGAUGAGGUUCCUGAUAAAUUCAUUUGCGAAGAUUGUACAAAUGGUCGUCUGUUACGUUAUGGUGAGAUUGUAUGGGCUCGUUUACCGCCAAGUUUACAGUCAUACCAUCAGCGUUCUUUAAAAUUAUCUGGUGCAUAUAGUUCACAUCGUUUAUCUUCACUGAAUUUAUCAGGUGCAUUUCGUUCAAAUGAUUAUGCAUCUCUAACCGCUGGUAUGUAUUGGUGGCCAGGUGAAUUAGUCCAUCCAAGACACUUGCCAACAAGUCAUUGUCAUGCACAGUCUGAAAAUAAAACUGUUACAAUUAAUUUCCAACCGACAACCAGUCCAACAUCACACUCAUUUGAUCAUAUACUCGGUUCAGUACUUGUUCGUUUAUUCGGUUUAACUGGUCGUCUUUCCCAUCGACAUUCACGACCUGUUUACCUAUGGACUACACGGGCUAGAUUAUUUCCUUAUGAAGAGGGUGAUGAUAAACGCGGUGGUAAUAGUUCAAGCUCAGAUGAUGAUUCUACUGAAUCUGAACGAUGUGAAGAAGGAGGUGGUUGUGGUGGUGGUAGUAAUGGUAGUAUAAAGAAAAGUAAUUCAUCAAAACAGCGUACUAAUCGUAAUCGUCGUGAUAAUGAUGCUGAUGAUGGCGAAGAUGAAGAUCCUUUGUUAGAGUUGAACUCCAGCAAUUUACUUGUUGAAGAAAACACUAGUAAUGAUAAUAAACAAACACCAGAAUCUACUAAUCCAAUGGAAUCUCCUAAUGGAUCAAUCAGUAAAUCGAAUAGUAGUCGUCCAUCACGGAAUUUAUGCUUAAGACCACGUACAAAUAAAUGUUUGAAUGAUGAAAAUUCAACUAAAGCAACACCACAUCCACAUACACCACCGUCUGUUGUUAGACGCAGAAAGUUUGUAUACAGUGCUGCAUUGAAACAAGCUGCUCGAGGUUGGCUUAAAAGGCAUGAAAAGUUCUCUGAACUUUUAGGCAGAACACGUCGUCCAGAUUAUUACAAACCAAUAAAGGUGAAUUGGCCGCUUGGUUCUGUUCGAGUUUAUCGUCUUACAGAUCCAAGUGAAGCUCCACGUUGUGAAUGUAAACCGAAUUCAGAGGAUCCUUGUGGACCAUCUAGUCGUUGUAUAAAUCGUGAAUUACACUAUGAAUGCUUACCUAGUAUAUGUCCAAAUGGAGAUGCUUGUCGUAAUCAGCGUUUCACAAAACGUCUCUAUCCACCACAACGACCUUUUUGGACAGGGGAACAACGAGGUUGGGGGCUUAAAACUAUGGUUGCAAUUCGUGCGGGUGAAUUUGUAAAUGAAUAUGUUGGUGAUUUAAUUGAUGAGGAUGAAGCGAAUCGACGUUUAAGAUUUGCUCAUGAAAAUAAUGUCACCAAUUAUUAUAUGAUGAAAUUGGAUAGUCAGAGGAUUAUAGAUGCUGGUCCUAAAGGGAAUUUAAGCCGUUUCAUGAAUCAUUCAUGUGAUCCUAAUUUAAAUACUCAAAAGUGGACUGUGAAUGGAGAUAAUAGAAUUGGUUUAUUUGCUGUCAGAGAUAUACCUGCUGGUGAAGAGCUUACAUUCAAUUAUAAUUUUGUUGCAUUGGGUCAAGAGCGAUUGAAUUGUCGAUGUGGGGCAUCUAAUUGUGUUGGAUUUCUGGGUGCACGUUCAGAGUCUUCUAAUAAUGGUAAUGCCCAAAUUGGCAAUACAUCUACUGCUUGUGUUGAAUCAAACAGUUCAUCAACUGUCUCAGUUAAUACGGACACCAUUCGUGGAUCCAAACGUCAUACAUCACAAGGAAAUUCACGUCCUGGGGAUGCUGACAAGUCUAAUCAAAAAGAUGGACGUGACACAGGUUCCAAUAAGACUUCUACUUCAACUAUAUCUACAUGUUCAAUAACAAAUGGUAAAAUUGGUUUGAAUGGUGUUAGUAGUCUUUCAUCCGUGAGCAAACAUUAUGAGACUAAGUGUUUCCGAUGUGGUGAAAAAGAUGCUCCUGUUGGAAGACGAUCAACAGUACCAUUAUCUUAUGAAAUUCUAAGUCCAACAUCUUCUACUAGUAAUAUCUUAUCAACAAAUAAAUCUGUAAAUAAACGUGGAUUAAAACGUGAAUUAGAAGAUUUAGUUGCAGCUGUUGUCAAUCAUUCACCGACUAAAACUUCACUCUAUGGAUUAAAUUCACCUCAAUCAAUAAGUCAAACUGAAUUACAAUUGAAAUCCUCCACUUCAAUAUCAACUAGUCAAGAGGAUCAAACAUUACAGAAAUCAUCUGAUUUAAUUGUAUGCAGUAAAUCUGAUUGUUCAAAAGUUUAUCAUUUAUUCUGUCUUGAUUUGGAUACACCACCUACCGGUGGUCAAUGGUUUUGUCCUUGGCAUCAUUGUGAUGCUUGUGGUCGUCCUUCUCAUAUUUUCUGUUCUAUAUGUCCAUCAUCAUUUUGUUUGGCUCAUGUUGAAGGAAGCAUUGUUGUUCUGCCUCCAGCUUUACCAAAACGUAAAUGUAAGCUGUCUAACAUUCGAUCUGAAAGUGGUGAUGGUAUUCACUCCACUGUAGAAAAUAAAAGAAUAAAUGCCCUUCUUGCUAGGAUAGUUUGUAUGUCUCAUCAUGACCUAGUGAAUAAAAUGGACAAUUUAUCUAUUUUAAAACGACGUAAAAUAGAUCAAUAUGAUUCUGUUCAAUCUAAUGAAGUUUCUGAUAAGAAUAAAAUGUCAAAGAGUGAAGGCGAACAAUUGAAUAAUGAAAGUCAGUCAUCCUCAGGGUUAAUUAACACAAGACGUCAAACUUUUCUACGUCAUUCACUAGUGCCAAAUACUAGCCAUGAUAAUAAUAAUAAUAAUAGUAAUAAUAAUAAGUCUAAUGCUAACUCAUCUAGUCCAUGUGGCCUAGAAUCAACUAUACAGAAUGAUUGUCUUUCAGAUUGUAUAAACACUGCAUCGAAUCGAACUAUUGAAACUAAUUAG